Molecule: messenger RNA, 2048 nt
Organism: Oncorhynchus gorbuscha (pink salmon)
Lineage: Eukaryota; Metazoa; Chordata; Actinopteri; Salmoniformes; Salmonidae
Product: interferon regulatory factor 4-like
Exons: 8
Coding region: 249-1511 (420 amino acids)
Biological process (GO): regulation of transcription by RNA polymerase II; immune system process
Cellular component (GO): nucleus
Molecular function (GO): RNA polymerase II cis-regulatory region sequence-specific DNA binding; protein binding; DNA-binding transcription factor activity, RNA polymerase II-specific
Source: RefSeq, a predicted model, not a curated record
GGCGCCCCGAGCACUUCUACAGUGCUUGAUGAUUACUUUCAUGGCGACAUUUCCAUGGUCAUAUUCGUUGUGCUGAAACAUAGACAUUUUAUUUGAUAACAAUUUAUUUUGAUGAAUCAUUUUGUGUUAGCAUGUUAUAGUCUGUGCAAAGAGGGAUCAUGUAAUUAGGUCUACUUGUGGUCUACAAGUCCAACUACAACUUUUAGAUUUUUUGUUCGGAGCCUAUUUGUUUCAUAUGUAUUUUGAAGAUGGAGGAGCUGGUCAAGAAAAUGCGUUUGAGAGAGUGGCUGAUAGCGCAGAUAGACAGCGGAAAGUAUGCAGGACUUACCUGGGAGAACGAAGACAAAACUAUGUUCAGGAUCCCAUGGAAACACGCGGCAAAACAGGACUAUAGUCUGAACGAAGAUGCAGCACUCUUCAAGGCGUGGGCAGUGUAUAAGGGGAAGUAUCGGGAGGGGAGGGACAAGGCAGAUCCCACCACCUGGAAGACUCGUCUCCGCUGUGCCUUCAACAAGAGCACAGACUUCAAAGAAGUCCCAGAGCGCAGCCAGUUAGAUGUAUCCGAGCCCUACAAGGUCUACCACAUCCAGGCAGAGCCAGAGACAGGCAGAGACUCAGAAUCUCCUCAGCCUGAGAGUCAGGUGAUCAUCCAGACCAGCCGCUCCAGUGUUCCACUGAGGAACAUUGUCACACACCAUCCACAGUUUGGCUGCAAUAGUGAAUCAGAGGCCAGGGAUGGAAGAGUCAACUCCAGAGAGGGCUUGGCAGGGGACCAUGUGUACUACUGGUCCAACACAGGGAAUCCUCAGAGGGAUGGCUCUGCUCCUCUAUCCAUAGUCGUCCCUACACCACAGAUCUCUGAAUUGCGUAUGCGGGUGUGUCUGUUCUAUCAGGGCCAGCUAGUAGUGGAUGUGACCACCAGCACCCCAGACGGCUGUUUCCUCCUGCAGGGUCAGGUGCCCCUGGGGAAUGAGAGGAUCUAUGGACCCUGCACAGCCCAACAGGUCCCCUUCCCCCCUCCAGGGGUCAUCCAUCUUCCCCCGGGCAUCGCUGAGGCCAUGGGCCGCCUGCUGCCCCAUCUGGAGAGGGGCGUCCUGGUGUGGGUGGCUCCAGACGGGGUGUUUAUCAAGAGGUUCUGCCAGGGCAGGGUGUACUGGAGUGGCCCCCUGGCCCAACACACAGACAGGCCCAACAAACUGGACAGGGAGAGGACCUGCAAGCUGCUGGACACAGCUAUAUUUCUGAAGGAGCUCCAGGACUAUAUCCAGGGGGCGGGACCCAAACCUCGCUAUGAGAUUGACCUCUGCUUUGGUGAGGAGUUCCCUGACGCCCGCCAACUGAAAACCAGGAAACUGAUCAUUGCACAGGUGGUGCCCCUGUUUGCUGUCAACCUACUGCAUAGUUGCCUGAGGAUGGGGACAGAGGGGAGACCACGCCUUCACACACACAAGACCAUGGGGGAAGAGGGAGAGGGUCAGCCACACCCCCUGCCCCAGCGGACACCCCUCUGAGUAACCCCUGGGGAACAUCACCAGUCCCCCCUGGUGGCCCCUCCUGUCCCAGCUUAGCCAGCCAUGAUGAGGGGUGAGUGGAGGCUCAAGACACAGUCAGUGUAGGUUUACUGUAUGCCCCGUGGAAAGCAACAUAUACCUCAACCUUAAGAGAGCAGAGAACAAUAUGAUACGACACAGGUAGGAGCAAGUAUGCUUGGAACAGAUAUUUCUCACAUAGUUUUCUUAAAUCGAUAAUCUGCAGUUGCUACAUCUAUUAAAAAAAUCUAGAAAAAAGUAGGAUAUGUACCAAACGAUUAUAUAAUAAUAAAACUUAUAAAUGUCUCAUGAGGUUAGUUAAAAAAAAAAAGCUUGUUUAACUCCAAUGUUUGUAAACAAAGUAAAUGUAAACAAACAAUGUAUAGCCUCAAAACAUGCUUAUACCUAUAAUUUUGAUAUCAUGAAUGGUCCGUCCUCACAUCCAGCCCUGUAAUCUACAGAGAAAGUCCUAAUUUUGCCAGUAAAUGUUUGACAUCUUUUGUCAUUAUGUUUUCUCAA